AUGCUUUCCGCUGGCGCGCUCAUCUGGACCUCCUUUCGCCCCCUUUUGCGACUCGUGAUAUGUACCGCCAGCGGGUUCGUCAUCACGAAAGCCGACAUUUUUCCUGCCGUGGCAGCCAGAGGGAUGGGACAAGUCAUCUUGAAUAUUGCGUUUCCAUGCUUGAUGUUUUCCAAGAUUGUCCCAGCGUUUACUUCUCAAAAUGUUCACGCCUUAGGCCCGCUCGUUUUGGUCGCCGUUAUCUACGAAGCGUUGGGUAUGCUUUUGGCGUGGAUAGUUGGUCAGAUCUUCUGGGUUCCGCACCAGUUUAGAUUUGGUAUUUUGGUCGCCGGAGGGUGGGCGAAUAUUGGAGAUAUUCCUACGUCCGUAAUUAUGAGCAUUACUGGAGCGGCCCCGUUUCAGGGAACUACCGACCAAACUCUUGCUGUAGCUUACAUAUCGGCUUUCAUCCUUGUCUUUUUGGUAACGCUAUUUCCACUAGGUGGGCACCACCUCAUUGCCAUGGAUUAUGCUGGACUCGAUAUCGAGCCUGAGGAGGUGCAGCAAGCGAUGCGCAUCAAACGGCGCGGUUGGGUUAAUUUCUGGGUACGGAUGAUACGCAAAGCAUCUUUAUCUACUACGCGGAUGCGCAGCUCUGACUCGAGCCUGGAAGAUACAACCAGAGACUCAGUUAAUGGGGAUGACGAACAAUAUUAUGAAGAAAAAGAUCCUGUCAACCCGGAGCGUCAGUGUCCGGCUGCCCAGCUACAUGUUUCUUUCCACGAUGACACCACAACCACUGUGCCAACGGAAGUUGGGAUCGUGUCACGCAUCAGUUCCAUUGAACCGACACUUAUCGGCGUCGAAACUCAACGCAACCAUGUUAUCGAUACCGAGCUCCAUCCAAACAACCAAUCUAUCCUCCCGACAACGUCAGUAACCACAGUCGACACCGCACUUUCUGAGUCCUUGCCACCACCAAGGAAGAACAGGCGGAUCCGCGUUCUUCGAGGAAGCCGCGUCUUAAAAUCAUUCCUAACCCCACCAUCAAUCUCAAUAUUCAUUUCUUUUCCCAUUGCGCUUAUACCUAGACUUAAGGCGUUGUUUGUUGAAGUCCCGGGGACUUAUAUCCAUCCUGGCCCCGAUGGUCAACCUCCCCUGGCGUUCAUCAUGGACACCUGUAAUUUCAUUGGCGCCGCGUCUGUUCCUCUUGGUCUGAUAUGCCUGGGGUCCGCUCUUGCCCAGCUUAAUGUGUCUUUGAAUCGUUGGAAGCAUUUACCAGUAGGCGCAAUAACUUGGCUGGCAAUUGGGAAAUUGUUAUUGAUGCCUGUACUGGGCGUCUUGAUUUGCCAAGGGCUAGUCAAGGUCGGCGUUAUCGCUGAGGAAGACAAGCUUCUGCGAUUUGUUUGCAUAUUUUUCUCGUGCCUUCCGACCGCGACCACUCAGGUAUUCCUGACGCAAGUAUACAGCGGUACAGGAAGCGCAGAGCACCUUUCUGCGUUUCUCAUUCCCCAGUAUUUCCUCAUGUUUAUCUCUAUGACCGCCCUCACGGCGUACACGAUUCAACUUCUAUUUUAG
This is a messenger RNA of Laccaria bicolor S238N-H82, 1554 nucleotides long. Its product is annotated as auxin efflux carrier transmembrane protein. Gene Ontology annotation, cellular component: membrane. The coding region runs from base 1 to 1554 and encodes 517 amino acids. NCBI's taxonomy places the organism in Eukaryota, Fungi, Basidiomycota, Agaricomycetes, Agaricales, Hydnangiaceae. The record is from RefSeq and is a predicted model, not a curated record. Gene Ontology annotation, biological process: transmembrane transport. The transcript has 7 exons.